This is a messenger RNA of Oryza sativa Japonica Group (Japanese rice), 2670 nucleotides long. Lineage: Eukaryota; Viridiplantae; Streptophyta; Magnoliopsida; Poales; Poaceae. The record is from RefSeq and is a predicted model, not a curated record.
UCCUCCUCCUCUUCUCGUCGCCGUGCUACUCUCGCUUUCUCUCUCUCUCUCUCUCACUUGUUCCCCAAGGCGAGAAGCAGCCGCCGCCGGCGAGCGUCGCGGGGGAGGGGAGGGAAGGGAGGGAGGAGCGGUGGAUCCGGGCUUGAUUGGAUUGGGUCGGAUUCGAUUUUGGAUCAACCCCGGAGGGCGGGAGCGGUUGCUACAGAUGCGUUGAGCUUUGGUUAAUCUAUCCGGCGAGAGAUAAUGGGCGAGCUUGCUGAUCUCGUUGUCGUGCCGUCGCAGCCGCCGCUCGCCGGCGGCCGGCGGGACAGGCUGGCGGCGCUGCUGGAGCUCGCGGCGGCGGAUGAUGUUGAUGGGCUCAGGGGGGCGCUCGCGGAGGGAGGCGAGGAGGCGGCGGAGUUGGCUGAUGGGGUCGGGCUGUGGUAUGGUCGGAGCAAGGCGUACGAGGCGCGCACGCCGCUGAUGGUGGCGGCGACGUACGGCAGCGCCGGGGUGGUCUCGCUGCUGGUGGGCCUCGGCGGUUGCGUCGACGUCAACCGUCGCCCUGGAGCCGACGGCGCCACCGCGCUCCACUGCGCCGCCUCCGGUGGCUCGCGCAACGCCGUCGCUGUUGUCAAGCUGCUUUUGGCCGCUGGCGCCGAUCCGGCCACCCCCGAUUCCGCCGGCCGCUUCCCCGCCGACGUCAUCCUAGCUCCUCCGGCUUCGCCAGAUGCCCUUGGCGAUCUCGAGGUGCUCCUCGGCCGCCGCCGAGCACUCGCCGUGGCGACCUCGGUGGCUUCAGGUUCGUCAUCCCCUCCGCUCUCGUCCUCACCAGAUGAGGGCAACAGGUCGCCCUCGUCGCGUUCGUCGUCGCUGUCUCCCAUCACUGUGGAUCGUGGGAAGAAGGAGUAUCCGGUGGAUCCAACUCUGCCGGACAUCAAGAGCAGCGUGUAUGCUUCGGAUGAGUUCCGCAUGUUUGCGUUCAAGGUCCGGCCCUGCUCCCGUGCCUACUCACACGACUGGACUGAGUGCCCGUUUGUGCACCCCGGCGAGAACGCCCGCCGCCGUGAUCCCCGCAAGCACCCAUACACUGCUGUGCCUUGCCCCAACUUUCGCCGGCCUGGUGGCUGCCCUAGCGGCGAUAGCUGUGAGUUCUCGCAUGGCGUGUUUGAGAGCUGGCUACACCCAUCACAGUAUCGCACAAGGCUCUGCAAGGAGGGAGCAGCUUGCGCCCGUCGCAUUUGCUUCUUUGCCCAUGAUGAGGAUGAGCUCCGCCAUGUGCCUCACAACAGUGGUGCCGGCCUGCUGUCUCCCCGCGCUUCUUCAUCCAUUGAUAUGACUGCUGCAGCUGCGCUCGGGCUUCUUCCAGGUUCUCCUACCAGACACUUUGCACCGCCGCCUGUGUCACCAUCUGCUGGGAGCAAUGGAGGAGCUGCUGCUGCGCAUUGGCUCCAAGGCAGUAGGCUGCGUUCUUCUUUCAAUGCAAGGGAUGCUGCUGUUGAUGACCUUGGCAUGCUCCUCGAAUGGGAAUCACAAUACCUUGGGGCACUCUGCCUGCCACCCAGCAGCCGCCCCCAACCACGCCUUUCAGCUGGUCUGAGUAUCAGGCCAACAAUUGCUCCAUCCAAUCUUGAAGACAUGUAUGCUUCAGACAUGGCAAUGUCUCCGAGGUUCCCUAAUGACCAAGGUCACUCAGUCUACUCACCAGCCCACAAAUCAGCCCUCCUCAACAAGCUUCAUCAACAGAAGGGCCUCUUAUCACCUGUUAACACCAACAGAAUGUACUCCCCAAGGGCUCUUGAUCCGUCAUCUUUGGCACAUUCUCCAUUUGGUGGCAUGUCUCCCCGGUCCCCCCGUACCAUGGAACCUACAUCACCCCUAAGUGCUCGUGUAGGAGCCCCUGCCACACAGCGGCCUUCUGUUGGUUCACCACGGAAUUCCAGUGCUUGGGGCACCGUGGGGUCCCCGAUGGGUAAGGUUGACUGGGGUGUCGAUAGCGAGGAGCUAGUCCGCUUGAGACGCCCUGCACAACCAGGGUUUGGAGAAGAUGAGACAGAUGUAUCAUGGGUGCAGUCACUGGUAAGCAAUGCUGAGCUUAAUGGCAAGAGGGGCGAAGUACAAGGCAUGCCUGGUACUUCUGCAUUGAUGAACAGGCCUGACCUGAACAAUCAGGGUGACUUGUUGGACCAGACGGUGAUCGGUGCUUGGCUUGAGCAGAUGCACCUGGAUCAGAAGUGAUUUCCAAGGGAAGCCAUGAAGUCCCAAAGUGGAUGAAGCCUUUAUUUUGCCAAGGUUAUUUACCAAAGAAUAGUUGUUGGUCCUAGUAAAUAAUAAUUUAUUCUUUUUAAUUCUUGAAAUUUUUGGUGGGCAAAGUCAGAGAUGGUGGUCAAGUUCAACAAAACAUUUGGUCACAGAUUGGUAGCUGAAAUCAGUUCCAGAGAUUGGUAAACAACCUCAUUACUUGGGGUCCUAACUAGUAUUCUUUUGAUUAGCUCAGAUGAGUCUUUAUUUUAGUGGGUUAAAAUUCAUAUGUUCCCCAUGGUUAUUAUGUCCAUGAUCUCUUCCUAACAAAAGAGAGAUUAUAAUUGUCCAUUUUUCAUUUAUCAAUGAAUGAUUUUGUUAAAACAAUGUAAGUUACAUUCUUAAUUUUUUCUCUGUUCAAUGGAAUUACCUUCCUUGGUUAGUCCUCUA